Doryrhamphus excisus (bluestripe pipefish) is the source of this 879-nucleotide messenger RNA. It is a transcript of the gene tcima, whose product is annotated as transcriptional and immune response regulator a. Gene Ontology annotation, molecular function: Notch binding. Gene Ontology annotation, biological process: endothelial cell activation involved in immune response; negative regulation of Notch signaling pathway. The record is from RefSeq and is a predicted model, not a curated record. Gene Ontology annotation, cellular component: nucleus; cytosol. NCBI's taxonomy places the organism in Eukaryota, Metazoa, Chordata, Actinopteri, Syngnathiformes, Syngnathidae.
GCUCUCUUGUCACUCACUCUCGCCUCCUCAGCUAGCCGCUCCGGUCUCGUCGAAGCAAACGCAGACCCCCCAAGAGCCGACAUGUCCGCGUAUGUGUCUUCAGACUGCCGGCGGGUGAGCCCCACCGUCCACGGCAACAAGUUCGACACAGCGCACCGCAAGAAGGCCGUGGCGAACAUUUUCGACAACGUGAGCCAAGACGCCCUGACUAGACUCUUCCAGAAAACGGGCGACAUGAAGGCGGAGGAGCGCGUCAGGAGCAUCUUCUCCUACUCCCACGACCCGGAGGAGACGGCCCGGGCGCUCAUGGCUCUGAAACAGCGGAAGAAGGACAAGUUCCUCCAGAUCGCAGGCAUGCUCCGACACCUGCUCAAACUGCGCUGAUGGCUUUAGCCGCCUGUGUCUUCUCUUUUUCGGCUCGACUUUGGAGCCCGAGACGCGCUCGUUCGCUCGCUCGCUCCCCGGGAUGGGAUGCUUGCAAGAGCCCGCCCGCGAGGCCACCUGCUCCCGCCCAAGGCGACCGGGAGUCCCGCUACGAGCGGAUGGAACUAAAUAAGCUAACUGGAGAUAUGAAGGACACCACGAAUUCUCCACUGUGAUUCAGUACGACACAACAAAAGGAUCCACACCUCUGUGAUGGUGCUGGUUGGAAAAAGCUGCAACAUUUGACUUUUUUUAGUGCCAGAAGAACCUUCGUGGAUGCCUGUCCUGAAACACAUGCCUUGUUUUUUUUCCAAAUGAACACUUGUCACUAUGAAUACAUUUUCAUAUUAAUAUAGUGGCUCUGAAAUGUCACUGUCAUGUCAACACUGCACAAUGAUUUCCAUGAAUGAUGUUUUUUUCCCUUGUCAUUUUUAAUAAAUUGCUUUGUAUACACAA